GUCCAAAUCGUCAUGAUUGCCAGCUUGGCAGCAACUCGUCGUGUCUAUUCCCUUCCGCCACUUCCAACCUCGUUCGUUUCUCCGCAAGGAAUUCAUCGCUCCGUUCCCUUUUUUUCCCCUAGCUAAGAAUUGGGACGCCAAUUUCCUUGGUCUUGAUUGACUCCGAUUCCAAGGCUUUCUCUAGGAGAUGGAGGGCGGAGGCAGCGGCGAAGCCUUCGGUUCCUCCACCGCCCCGCUCACCUGGCACGAUUUCUUGGAGCGGAUGCGCCACCCAUCGGCGGCAGAUUUCGUCAAAUCGAUCAAGAGCUUCAUUGUAUCCUUUUCAAAUCGAGCUCCUGAUCCAGAAAAAGACAGUGCUUCUGUACAGGAGUUCCUUUCCAACAUGGAAGAGGCCUUUAGGGCUCAUACACUUUGGGCUGGUAGUUCAGAAGAAGAACUGGAAAGUGCUGGGGAGGUGAGCUAUUACACUUCCAUAUUUUCAUUUAUGCUAAUAUAUAAAACUUUUCAUCCUGGAUUACAUGCUUGUUCCUGAAAUGGAGAUGUAAGA
Messenger RNA from Zingiber officinale, 547 nucleotides. RefSeq names its product vacuolar protein sorting-associated protein 9A-like. The record is from RefSeq and is a predicted model, not a curated record. Bases 188 to 532 code for a protein of 114 amino acids. NCBI's taxonomy places the organism in Eukaryota, Viridiplantae, Streptophyta, Magnoliopsida, Zingiberales, Zingiberaceae. Gene Ontology annotation, molecular function: guanyl-nucleotide exchange factor activity; small GTPase binding. Gene Ontology annotation, biological process: vesicle-mediated transport. The transcript has 2 exons. Gene Ontology annotation, cellular component: endocytic vesicle; cytosol.